GCCUGAGCAUCAUGACUUUAAUGAAAGCAGGGAGGAGGGAGGAGGGAGGGAGGGGGUGUUGGAGCCAGCAGAGACCGAGCAGAGCAUCAGUGUUGUUCCUGCCGUGGACCAGAGAGGAGAGAGACCCAUCACAGAACAACCAGCGGCUUGUUUUCAGGCCCAGCUGCAGCAUCCCUCAUCAUGACUAAAGAGGAGAACCUGGAGGCGCAGGAGAAGGAGAGGCACGACCGGGAGGAGCAGGAGGAGGGGAAGGUCCAGAAAGAGGAGGAAGAGGCACUGACCGAGGAGGAGGACGAGGAGGAGGAAGAAGAGGAAGAAGAAGAGGAGGAAGAAGAUGAAGAGGAAGAAUAUGAGCUAGGAGAGGAAAGGGAGGGGGAGGAGAGGACGGAGGUGGAGGAUGAGGACGACGACGAGCAGGAGGAGGAGCGGGAGGAGAGGGAGGAGCGGGAGGAAGAGAUGGAUCCAGAAGCUGGCCGGGAACGUGACGUCGAGCCGGAGCCCGAGCCCGAGCCGCUGUCAGUGUCUGAGUACCAGAGUCCAGUUCAUGAGCCACGCCGACGAGCCAUGGUGCACCCCUCCGCCCAGGCGCCGCUGCCCAAAGACUACACUUUCACUUUCUUCGACCCCAAUGACCCGGCCUGUUUGGAGAUCCUCAUGGACCCCCGGACCACCAUCCCCGAGCUGUUCGCCAUCGUGCGUCAGUGGGUUCCCCAGGUGCAGCACAAGAUCGACAUCAUUGGCAACGAGAUCCUGAAGCGCGGUUGCCAUGUGAACGACCGUGAUGGUCUGACCGACAUGACGCUGCUUCACUACAGCUGCAAGGCUGGUGCACAUGGAGUCGGUGACCCAGCGGCUGCACUGCGUCUCAGCAGCCAGCUAAUCGCUCUGGGCGCUGACGUGAGUCUGAGGAGCCGCUGGACCAACAUGAACGCUCUGCACUACGCCGCUUACUUUGACGUCCCAGAACUGAUCCGAGUCCUGCUCAAAGCCUCUAAACCAAGAGUGUUGAACUCCACCUGCAGUGAUUUCCACUAUGGCACAGCUCUCCACAUUGCUGCCUCCAACCUCUGUCUGGGUGCAGUCAAAUGUCUGCUAGAGCACGGAGCCAACCCCACUGUCCGGAAUGAUAAGGGCCAGGUUCCGGGGGAAGUGGUUCCCGACCCGAUGGACAUGAGUCUGGACAAGGCGGAGGCUGCCAUGGUUGCGAAAGAGCUGAAGCAACUGCUGCUGGACGCCGUCCCUCUGAGCUGCAACCUUCCAAGAGCCACGCUGCCAAACUAUGACAACAUCCCAGGAAACCUGAUGCUGUCCUCGCUGGGGCUGAAGCUGGGGGAUCGUGUGCUGCUGGACGACAUGAAGCUCCAGACAGACCAGAGCCGAGACGACAGCCCGGCUGCAAACCUCACACAGACUGGCACUCUCAGGUUUUGCGGUACUACAGAGUUUGCCAGUGGUCAGUGGGUCGGCGUGGAGCUUGAUGAGCCAGAGGGAAAGAACGAUGGCAGCGUGGGCGGUGUUCGCUAUUUCAUCUGCCCUCCUAAACUAGGGAUUUUUGCACCGGUGUCAAAGAUUUCCAAAGCUGUGGAUCAGACACCUUCAUCCGUCACCUCCACCCCCCGAACCCCCCGCAUGGACCUGGCCUCCCGCCUCGCUGGAAAGACCAAGAAGGAGAAAGAGAAGAAGGAGAAGGAGAGGGAGAAAGCCCAGAAGAAGAAAUCAUCAGUAGCCAGUCUGGAUCCAGAGGGACUCAACGUGGAAGUUGGAGAUCAGGUUCUGGUGGCCGGACAGAAACACGGCAUCGUCCGCUUCUACGGCAAGACCGACUUUGCUCCAGGUUACUGGUUUGGAAUCGAGUUAGAUCAGGCGACAGGAAAACACGACGGCUCAGUGUUUGGAGUCCGCUACUUCAGCUGCCUGCCCAAAUAUGGAGUGUUUGCUCCGCCCUCCCGAGUCCAGAGAAUCGGAGGUCCUAAAGAAGGCUCACAGAACGACAGCUCCAUGGUGAAGAAAGUCCACCAAGUCACCAUGUCACAGCCGAAGCGUAACUUCAACACGAUGCGUUCUCCUAAAGACCUGACCUCUGAGAGCUCCAUAUCCAGGUUGCUGUUCUGCUGCUGGUUUCCGUGGAUGCUGCGCGCUGAGAUGCAGUCCUAACCACGCCCUCCUCCUUCGUCCUCUUCCACCAGAUUGAUCUCUCCGCUUUCUCUCUUCAUCUUUUACUUUGUCGCUUUCCUCUCUCUUUCAGUCUCUUCAGACGUUCACUGUCGCCAUUCAGACUUCUCGUAUAGUGAAACCCUCUUCUCUCGUACUCUCAGCCCAAAUCCCUCUAAUUUAGCCGUUCUAUAGCAAAAUCUAUAGUGCCUUGUAUCUGAUCAAAAUGUCCUGCAUUCCUUUAACGAAACUCUGCUAAAGCAAUCCCCCUAAAAUAUUCUCCUCACCCCUUUACACAUCUUAUCUUUUAGUUUCAACAAGUCCUCAUCUCAUUGUCCCAGCUUCGUCCGUCUUUAUUUCAGGAUAUCAUAAACCACAAAACAUCUGUUUGUGCUGCUGCAUGUUUUGUUUUUGCUGCUGCUCGAUUUGGGUCUCACCGAAUUUGGAGGUUUGCACCAGCGAGCUAAAAAUUAGGCUGUAAAGCUGAUGUUUUGACUCGUGGUUUGCAGCUCGCAAAUGUACGCACGCUCGUUAAAUCCCAUGACAUACUCCGCCUGCGUACCUGAACACAGACAACGGUGAGGUUUGCCAAACAAAUGACAACUGUACAUGAGUCUGAGUCCAGAAGAGGCCCAACGAACCAGGCCGACAGUUGUGAGGAAGCAUUAAUCUUCUGAGUACCUGCGACGCUUCAAAAUGCACACUUGUGUCACACUGAGAAUUUUAAGUGCCCAAACAGAACAUACACUACAUGCACACAGUAAUGCCCUUAUCCUGAAAAAGACAGCAUUCCUACAUGGGUAAUAUUUAUAAAUGAAUAUUUCACUAAUAUUCCUGCUCACAUGCAGGCGUGUAUACUCUGAUAGACGUGCUCUAACAUCUUUUUAUAGGCAAAAUAUGGAAAAUUAGAACGGCUGGAGCCGCUUGUACCAUUUUGCUUCUUUGUGUCAAAAUUUUAUGGCUCCAUGCCGGUGAGUGUUGUGGCUGGAGCCAUAAUGUUUUGGGGUUGUUUGUCGAUCUCUGAACCAGUCUUGUGAAUGUGAUACGCCUUGAGGGAAUUCCUUCAUAUUAGCAAAAACGUCCACAUGGACUCAAGAAUGAACUGAUCAGACUUUGGUGGUUUGGUGGUCAAAGAUCCCUGUGACCAAACAUGUUUUUGGAAGUCACCCACUAAUUCUGACAAAACUUCACACAGAAUGACGUGACAACAUUUAAUAUCCAGAAGGUCAAAGGUCAGCUUCACUGUGACAUCAUAAUAUUUUGCAAAAACACUUAACUGGCCAUUACUCAACGUCACAUCUCAGG
This is a messenger RNA of Epinephelus lanceolatus (giant grouper), 3456 nucleotides long. It is a transcript of the gene clip3, whose product is annotated as CAP-GLY domain containing linker protein 3. Gene Ontology annotation, molecular function: microtubule plus-end binding. NCBI's taxonomy places the organism in Eukaryota, Metazoa, Chordata, Actinopteri, Perciformes, Serranidae. Gene Ontology annotation, biological process: cytoplasmic microtubule organization. The record is from RefSeq and is a predicted model, not a curated record. Gene Ontology annotation, cellular component: cell cortex; nucleus; microtubule plus-end.